ACAAUAAGAUGCCUCAUCUACAUGGCCAUGCCCGAGUUACUUUAUUCAGGAUGUUUGUUCUAACCUUUUGAUAGUAUUUUGGCAAUGUCUAAAUUGUUUAAUCUCAAAAUCCGCGCUCUAGUGGGAAUCAUGAUAUUUCUAGGUUAUUUUCUACUUUACAUUGUACGAUACCAUAUUUGUGUUCAUAUUGUGGAUAUGACAAAACUGAAGACAAGACAAUUGAAAUUGAAACAAGCUAAUGAUUCGAAUAUAAGUUAUACCAGAUUUGGAAGCGUCAGAAAAAUUAGUUUUAUGGACACAAUGCUUUGGGACGACAUGAUGAUGGCGCAACUAUUCUCAGCUUAUCAUAUCGGCUAUUGUGUCUGCUUUCCUAUUUUCCAUACUAUCGGAGACAGAUUUAUUAUACUCAGGUUGGGCCCUACGUGGAUAGUUGGCAUCGCUGGGUUUAUUUCCGGUGUCCUGAAUUGCCUCACACCUGCUUCCUCUUAUUACAAUUACUGGUCUUUGUACGUCGUCAGGAUAAUAACAGGAUUUUGUGCGGGUGCUAUGCAGCCAAGCAUGGUGCAGGUGCUGAGACAUUGGGUUCCGCCGAUUGAGCGCAAUUACUUCAUGUGGGCUUACUGUGGUAUUACAAUGGGCACAUGUUUCACGUUCCUGGCAUGUGCUGCUAUCCACUAUUAUUCCACAUGGCCAACGGGAUUCUACACGUUCGGAGCGUUGCAAAUCUUGUGGUCUAUCGUCUGGGUCUUUACUGUUACGGACAACCCUAGCAGGCACACUUUCAUUUCGCUGGCGGAGCUCACGUAUUUAACUAACACGAUUGGAACUAUAUUUACUAUAACGACUACAAAUGCACAAACUCCGUGGAAACUGAUUUUAAAAUCGAAAAGUUUCUGGGCUUUAUGUUGCCUAAACUUUGGCUACGCUUGGAUGAUUAUAUCUUUGUCUCUACAUGGAACAAUAUAUUACUCUGAAGUUAUAGGAUAUAACAUAUACAGCGCAUCAGCACUGACGGGCCUACCAUUUUUUCUGCGUUUGGUGCUUGGAGCUCUCAUCAUACAUGGUUUUCACUGGUACAAAUACAACUCUAAUGUGAGACGUAUAGAGCACAUAAGGAAGUACUUUAUCGUCGUAUCUCACGUGAUUCCGGGGUUACUCAUAAUGUGCACAUGGUUCGUGGUGCAGAUCCCCGGCCCUAUCCUGCUGACGACGGCAGUAGCCCUCACUGCUGCGGGCACUGACCUCACCUUCGAUCUUUGCUACGAGUUGUCGCCAACAUUUGUGAAUUCCCUGCAUACGGUGAUCAAAAUAAUCGGGAACACUCCCGGAAUCAUGGUUUCGUAUCUAGUCGGCCAUGUGGUAACGAAAUAUCAGAACUAUCCAUACGUAUGGAAGAACAUGUGGUGUUUUCACGCCACUGUGCUGUUUGUAGCUGGGAUGGUCUUUCUGAUAUGGGGCGAAACUCAUGUUCAGCCUUGGAAUGCUGUAAACAAUACUCGAAGACCUAUCAAUCGAGUGAAACCAACGGCGUCCAUAAUGUCAAACAUAGUUGAAGUGGAUGAAGACGAUACUUCAAACAGACCCUCUCUUCAGUAUAAAAAUGCCAGCUUCUUUGGUGGUCACAAGUUUCAAACAAAAGAAGUGAAGUUACCAACAAUACAAUAAAUCACGUAUUAAGAUCUAAA
Messenger RNA from Leguminivora glycinivorella, 1685 nucleotides. Its product is annotated as sialin-like. Gene Ontology annotation, molecular function: transmembrane transporter activity. Gene Ontology annotation, biological process: transmembrane transport; monoatomic anion transport. The record is from RefSeq and is a predicted model, not a curated record. Bases 85 to 1665 code for a protein of 526 amino acids. Gene Ontology annotation, cellular component: plasma membrane. The transcript has 13 exons. NCBI's taxonomy places the organism in Eukaryota, Metazoa, Arthropoda, Insecta, Lepidoptera, Tortricidae.